AAGAAAAUCCAAGAUGGCGAGAGGUCGACCUAGCACUGGAAAAGGCCCAGGAAGAGGCGUAAAACACUCUAAAACAUCUGCUUGGCAGUGGACUGAACACACCGAACCGAAGAAAAUCACUAAAGAGAAUUUAGAAWCAGCUUAUUGUAUUCAUACAGCGCCUUGUGUGAGGGGAACGUGCAGGAUAAAUUGCAAAUUCAAUCCUAACUGUCUCAAUGGACUUGGUGAAAAAUUAUGGUUGGGGGAAAUCCAAGAUAAUUACUGGCAUAACCUAGAGGACCCUGAGUUGGAGAAAAGAGCACAGGAUGCUUUUGUAGGAUUAAAAAACCUUGGUGCUACUUGUUAUGUCAAUACUUUCCUUCAGCUGUGGUUCCACAAUACAAGACUCAGGUGGGCUUURUACCACUGGACUAAUCUUGACGCUGAUGUUAAUAAGGAUGACAAAGAAAAUGGUGGUGCCAAUAACUCUGAAAAUAAAGAAACCAUGCAGACAGAUGAUAAAACUCCAGCCGAUGAAGAGUCACCAUCAACGAAGAAGAAUGAACCUCUAGAAGAAGACAAGGCUGUUGGUAAUGCGCCAGCAAAGAAAAUGCCACCGUUGCUACCAUCAAGUUGUAUAAGCACAGAAGACUCAGACAGUUUUAUUAAUAUAUGUGCACACCUUCAGCUCAUCUUUGCACAGUUACAGUACAGUUCUAGAAGGUAUAUAGAUCCUACAUCAUUAAUACACAGUUUAGGCCUGGACACAGCACAACAGCAGGAUGCUCAAGAAUUUAGUAAGCUCUUCAUGUCUUUGCUUGAAUCAACAUUAUCUGAACAGCCAAAUCCUGAAGUCAGGGAAGUGAUUCAGAAUCAGUUUGGUGGAACAUAUUUUUAUGUCACAAAGUGUGACAAGUGCGGUCAUAAAUCCAAACGGCUAUCAGAGUUUUAUGAGCUUGAUCUUAAUAUCCAAGGGCAUACCUCUCUCAACCAGUGUAUCAAAGAAUUUCUUAAGGUAAUAUGUAAUYUAAAGUGCAGAACUUAA
Actinia tenebrosa (Australian red waratah sea anemone) is the source of this 1024-nucleotide messenger RNA. Its product is annotated as ubiquitin carboxyl-terminal hydrolase 48. Gene Ontology annotation, molecular function: cysteine-type deubiquitinase activity; protein binding; cysteine-type endopeptidase activity. The record is from RefSeq and is a predicted model, not a curated record. Gene Ontology annotation, cellular component: nucleus; cytosol. Lineage: Eukaryota; Metazoa; Cnidaria; Anthozoa; Actiniaria; Actiniidae. Gene Ontology annotation, biological process: protein deubiquitination.